CCGAACCGCGAAAAAGUGAAAAUGUUUGUUAAGAACGGCAAACUUUGCUGAGAAAACCGGCUUUAAAUUGUAGUAAUAUUCCUAGUUUCCUUAGGUCACUAUUGGUCAAUUUAAAAUGAAGUCGGAAACUGUCCGGUACUAGCGUUUGAUAGGCUUCUCCGAGCAAUCUUCACCCGGCAAAGUGCGGCAGGCGCGGAUCGCGUGGUCUCGAUCGAUUUAGUGAGGUCACGGAGAAGGCGGCCAACUGUGGCAAGGCAACGAUGAACGCCAAUAUCCUUAUGAUAGUGGGUACUACGGUGUUACCCUCUGUCGUGAUAGCUGUCGUGAUCGUUUUUACGCUGGCCAACUUGUACCUCAACAUACGGCGCCGGUUUCCGGUGAAGGUCAACUGUUGGUUUUGCAAUGCGAAUACGAGCGUACCGUAUGAUCAGGCAAACUGUUUCGUUUGCCCGUCGUGCGCCCAAUACAACGGGUUCACCGCCGACGGAGAUUACAACCGGGAAAUACCGGAACAGUACCAGCAGAGGUACAACGGCCGGUACUGCUACACACAGCCGCGAAACAUAACGGACGAUGACAAGUGGGGCACUACCAGGAGUGUCGCAUCGACCGGUCAUAAUGGGCUGUGCUUCGGUUGCAAUCGGAACCAGGAACUAAAGAUUCAUCAGCUGGCAUCGUUCGUCCCGGAGGACGAAAACAACUAUGACGUCGAGGUGGAAGAGUACCGGAAACAACUGGAACAAGCGUACAAAUUAUGCGGCCGUUGCGAGCGCAUCCUGAAGCGUACGCUGAAUGACGUCAAGCGCAACAUUCUCGGUUCGAAGUUGGCCCAAAUCGGCAGCAAAGGACUGAGUGUGCUCGAUAUGCAUAUGCGUGCUUCGUCGAAGCAAAUCGCUCGCCUAAACCGUCAGCGAUGGGCCCGGCUUUGCGUGUACGCCAUCACGUUACUGGUCGCGAUGAAACUACCGCAGGAAUUCAGCGAUGCUGGUUGGACGAUUGCCGAUCUGGUAGCACUGUGUCCUGCGCCAUUGAUGAACUCGGGAACGAAACUGCUCUCCUACCUGCUAGCCCUGUACCAGCUGAUAAGUGACCAUGCCGGACGUCUUCUGGACGAACCGGCAAUCCAGCAUACCUCGGAACGUAUAGAGACGCUUGGUGUGGAACUCUUACAAAUGUACGGUGCACCUCUAGUCUGCACUCCAAAGCAAUUUUUCGACUCAUUCACCGAGCAAGUCACGAGCGAGCAGGACGCAUCGGUACUGCUGAAUGUGGCCAUCAUUGCUCUGGCUUCAAUGCUCGCUUCGUUCGGUUCUCGCCGGACGGCACUGAAACAGAUUGUGAUUAUUGCACUGGCGCUAGUCGAUUGCUUUUUGCGAUAUCAGCAUCAACGGAUAGAUCUCGGUCUUUACUUCAGCCUAGUCGCGCUCGCCCUCUCGGUGAGCUGCAUCGGACAGCGGUCCAUACGGAGCGAUGUAGCCGAUGGUAACCUAAACUCAAGCUUUCACAAGAUAUACUCGCAGCAGUGCAGUGAAGCCGAUUACUCCGACGCUGACACGACGGCCGGUAACCAAUCGUUCAAGCACGGUCCUACCACCGAUGCGGCCGCUUGCCAAAUUUCUCCUCCAACGCCACACGCUGCAGCAAAUGCCAGCCGCAAAUCACUGGAUACAACCAAGUCCUGUAGUCCGUCGUCGACAUUUUCCAUGUCAACCACGAAUCCAUUCUACAUGUCCGGUAACGGCCAUUCGCCUACUGCCGUUGGCAUGGAAACAAGUAAAAUCUGUGGCUCAUUGUUCAAUAUGCCGGAAGCGGUGAACGAAGCGGCAUCAUCGUCGGCAUCCGUCUUCAAUCGUUCGACCAAUGCUGGCUCGAGUUCGCUGCUAAAAACGCCCUCAUUUUCGGUGGCCGAUUUCUCCAAAGUAACGCCACAGAUCAACAGUAGAAUGGCGGCUGAACGACACCAAGGUCUGAAAGGUGGUGGUGGAUUCCAUCACUCGAUGAGUAUCAUCAAUCGACAGGCGAUGCAGUCGCUGCGAGAGGAUCCGCUGAUUGAGGAUGAUAUUGACCGUUUGUCGAUCAGUGGUCGUGCCUCACUCAAUGCGUCCCGUUCCAGCCGAUUGUCACUUGGAGGUAGCAAUCCCUUCGCCCAGAUUGACCACGAUGCCGCAUCAUCGGUGGCACUGCGUCGCAGGCGUAUUGUGUCACCGUUAGAAAUGUUCCCUGUAGCCGAAGAAUCCCCGUGGUCACAGGUGACAGUAACGGGUGAAGUAGGUGCGUCGGUGCUCGGCCAACCGCACAUGUCACGUACCUCGUCGCAAAGUUCUGGCUUCGAGUCGCAGAGUGCAACCCGCCGGAAUACACCGACGGAACCGGACGCCCUAUCCGUGUACACCGGUGCCGACAGUACUUUACGCCAGGAGCAACCGCCAUCUCCCGUACCAUCUUCCGCAUCUGUCUUGUACCGGAAUCCAGCAAACAGUAUGCCAUGGUCUAGCAACCAGCGCCAACAGCAGCACCAUCAUUCGCUGUUCAAUCAGCAAAGUCUCUUCAAGCAUGCGGCUCAUCAGCCACAGUUCAGUGGAUCAACGGGAGGCGGGCUUUUCUUCCCGCGUCCCACCGCUUACCAUGCGGCGACCAACAGUUUCGGUGGAGGCUCUAUGGCAGGAUCUAGCGCCAGCUCAUCGGCUGCCUCCACGGCGUAUCGGAAUUUCGGUCACAUUUUCCCUCCCCAGCAAUCACAGACACCUUCCUACCAUUAUCACCACCACCAACAACAGCAGCCAUCAACACUUGCCACAAGCACCAGCAAUAUCAACAACUCACUGCUGCUUAAUUCUUCCUUCCUCGCGGCUUCUGUACCGACGACUACGGGCAGAUCUCUGCUGUUUAACACAACUGCCACAGCUGGUUUUUCAGGAACAGUAGCAGGCACUGUCACGUCGCAACCACCACAGCCUUCUCUUGCUGGAGCUAGCUUUUCAGGCUCCGCUCCAAAGGCCACUACUGCCAGGUUGCGCGCGAGCCUGCUUGAUCUUGCUAAACUAAACAACGAACUGAAUGAUGGGAAAGUUAUGCCCACUGCUUAGGUGGUUUCCCUAGGCCUCAAUAGUUAGAUCAAUGAGAACGAAAAGAUGCAACGGACAACGGUGGUGUAAGCAGCCCUACGCGCGCGGAACACUGUUAUACUGUCGCUUCCUUUUCUUCUCCAUGAAUAUGUGUGAUUUAAUAAAUUUUUUCU
Molecule: messenger RNA, 3238 nt
Organism: Anopheles aquasalis
Lineage: Eukaryota; Metazoa; Arthropoda; Insecta; Diptera; Culicidae
Biological process (GO): nuclear migration along microtubule
Cellular component (GO): nuclear membrane
Molecular function (GO): lamin binding; actin filament binding
Source: RefSeq, a predicted model, not a curated record